AGUCUUUGAAGCCUACAAGUCAACAAGCAAACUUAUUUUUUUCCUUUGUGGAUGCUUGAUUGAUUGGCUUGGAUUAGCGUUCCUAUCAACAACAUAUUCUCCUUUUCUGGGGCUACAAUUUCUCUCAAAUACCUUUCUCAGUUUCCAUGGAAAUUGCGAGCAGGCGGCGUGGGAAGCAGGCCAAAACAGUAAUCUUUGAGUCUGAAGAGGUUAGUAGUAUUGAAUGGGAAUUCAUUAACAUGACUGAACAAGAAGAAGAUCUCAUCUACAGAAUGCAUAGACUCGUUGGAGAUAGGUGGGAUUUGAUAGCAGGGCGAAUACCAGGACGGAAAGCGGAAGAGAUAGAGAGGUUUUGGAUAAUGAAAAACUGUGAAGGGUUUGCCGAAAGAAGAAGCCAGACUGAAUGUUCUUCGCCGGGGGAAUUCUAGAUACAGUAUUACUCAUUUUAUCAUCGAAGAAGAAAAAAAAUCACUAGUAAUGCAUACUUCGGUUUGAGUGGAGCUAAACAACAACUUGAACUCAAACAAUUUCGACAGAAUCCGCCCUUAAAAAGAAAGAAAACCCAUGACUGCAAGUGAGACUGCAGUUAGGUCCACAUAAUCGGCUCUUCCGCCACCAUCACCAACAAUCAGAAAAAUGUUGUCGACGGCGCAGCAGAAGCUGAUUAAAGUGGGUGGUAGAUAAAGAGGGGAGUCCAUGGCACCAUAGUAGCAAACUGCACAGUGGCUUCCAUUAUGUAUGAAAUUGCCUUCUCAUGUAAUACAAGAACUACUAGCUGCUACAUGAAAGGGGAAAUCUUUCUGAAGGAAAGAAUUCAUGUA
This is a messenger RNA of Mangifera indica (mango), 821 nucleotides long. Its product is annotated as transcription factor TRY. The record is from RefSeq and is a predicted model, not a curated record. Gene Ontology annotation, molecular function: transcription cis-regulatory region binding. NCBI's taxonomy places the organism in Eukaryota, Viridiplantae, Streptophyta, Magnoliopsida, Sapindales, Anacardiaceae. Bases 147 to 428 code for a protein of 93 amino acids. Gene Ontology annotation, cellular component: nucleus. The transcript is spliced from 4 exons. Gene Ontology annotation, biological process: cell differentiation.